AUGCCGAUCGACAAAUCCAAACCCUACAUACCCCUAGCCGGCGGCGCAGAUGACGGUUGGUCUCACGAGCACCAAGCGACAGCUACAUGCUACUGUGGUGCCAUACAACUUGCCUUUCCAACCGACGGUCCCGGCCUAGUUGACACAUUCCUCUGCCAUUGUACAGACUGCCGCAAAAUCACCGCGUCGAUGUUCGCCUCCAACUUCAUAGUUACAGACUCCCAUCUGAUACACCUGCGCGGCCGGGAAAAUCUUAAAUCCUACAGCCAGUCUCGAACAAUCGCUUCCGGCAAAACAAUGACCAACUUCUUUUGUUCAACAUGUGGUUCGCUUAUGUAUCGCGUCGGCGAGGCAUACCCGGGGCACAGCAUUCUUCGUAUUGGAACGGUGGAUGACUUUAACUUACAUGAGACUAAGUUGAGGCCGAGGAUUGAGCAGUAUACAAAGGAUCGGGUUGGGUGGUUACAUGGCGUGGAGGGUUUUGAGCAGGUUAGAGGGACGGCUUAUGGUUCGGACGUAAAAGUUAGCUUGGAUUUGGGGUGUACAGAUAAGACAGACGUGGCGUAA
Messenger RNA from Penicillium psychrosexuale, 567 nucleotides. RefSeq names its product GFA family protein. Gene Ontology annotation, molecular function: carbon-sulfur lyase activity. The coding region runs from base 1 to 567 and encodes 188 amino acids. NCBI's taxonomy places the organism in Eukaryota, Fungi, Ascomycota, Eurotiomycetes, Eurotiales, Aspergillaceae. The transcript is spliced from 2 exons. The record is from RefSeq and is a predicted model, not a curated record.